AUGUCCAAGAAACCUCCGGCUGCAAAGCCGGUAAAUGAUCUAAUAAGAUUUUGGGCCGCACAACAAGAAGAAAAAGCAGCAAAGGCAGCAGAACCAGCUCAGCGAUCACCUCGACGUCCAUUAUCUCCAACCACUUCCACACCUUCGUCUCCAAGGGGUUCAGAACCAUUAUCUCCAAGAUCAUGGAUCACCAACAGUCCUUUUACUUCAAACUUAGUAAAUGUUCCACCUCCGUUAUCUCCAACACAACCAUUACCACCUCCUAUGCCUAUAGUGAUUGAAAAAAACAGUUCUUUGGCAAAUAAAUCUGUAGUAUCAGACCGAUUAAAUGAUAUUUUUGGAAAUGAAAAUAAUGAUGGAAAGACUGUUAAUGCGAAUGUCAAAAGUGAUACGUCGAAAAUUGACACUAUUAAAGAUAAUAAUAACCUUUCAUCAACCGAUCUAAAAACAAUUACAACUCAAAAGGAUCGAGGAAAAGUCGACUGGAGUGAACUUGGAUCACCUACUAGAACUGUUCCACCAAAAGAUAUUUCAUUUCUUACUAAAUCACGCGAAACUAAGUCACAGGCUCAACGUGAAAUGAUUCCACAGGCAAAAAAAGUAUCAAAUUUAGUUUCAAAGUUUGAAAAAGCUGUAACACCGCCCACUUCACCUACUGCAUUGUCUCCUGUAAAACGAUUCAAUACUAUUCCGGAUCCAUCUUCCAGACCAAUAUCUCCAACCGUUCUACCACCUGUUAAACAAGUCUUUAUUGAAAUAUCGCCCACAAAAAAUAUUGUUAGUAAUAAUAGCGGAUCUAGUGGAUCUACUAAUAAUGGAUCUAGUAGUAAUAUUAGUAAUAGUGGAACUAACUCGAAUAAUGGAUCCGGCGCUAACAUUGGAUCUAGUAUUAACAACGGAUCCAGUACUAACAAUGCUAAUAGCGGAUCAAGUGUUAAUAACGGAUCCAGUACUAAUUAUGGUUCCAGUACUAAUUAUGGUUCCAGUACUAAUUACGGAUCCAGUACUAAUUACGGAUUCAAUAGUAAUAACAGUUCAAGUAAUAAUGGAUUCAAUAAUAGUAACAAUAAUAAUAAUGGAUCUAACACUAAUAAUAUUAAUAGCGGAUUUAGUACUAAUAAAGCAUUUAAGAAUGAUGCUACGCUAACCCGAGGCACUGUGAUUUACAGUGAACCAGAACCGCUAAAAAUAUCAACCGUAAAUGUUUCUUCGGAUGCGAAAUCUGCGAAAUCUGAGUCAUCUGGGACUUCAACACCAACAGCAUCUACACCUGUGUCAACAUCACCAACAAAAUUGGCUAAACGAAGAAGUAAACCUAUUCCAAGACCGUUAUCGAUCACAACUCCAGUAUCUCCUAGAUCAGUGUCUCCAAUUUCAGUCCCACAGACUAUUCCUGAAACACUACCAAUGAUAUUGUCAGAUAAUAAUUUUACAUCUCCAUCUUCAUCUAUUCGAUCCAAGAUAACUUCCAAUGAUGAAUCAAAAAUUUCAUCUUCUGCAUCAUCGGUUAAGUUGACUGUUCGUGAAUCAGCAUCAAACUCGGAAGCCGUUUCACCUAUGUCAUUACUUUUUGUUGAUGGUUUACCACAAAUACAACCAACUUCACCUUUACACAUAACUAUGCCUGAACCAUUGUUUAAGUCUACAUCAUCGUUUGGGAAAAUGUCAACAAAACAUGAUUCAACUUCUACGAUCUCGCAAGUCACCUCAAAUUCAUUUCAGUCUAGGAGGGAAUCUAUAAUAUCAUCUGGAAGAGAAUCGAUAACUGUUAAAAAAACAAAUCAACAAGAAUUAACCAAAUUUCCUGAUAUCUAUCAAUCAAAAUCGACGUUAACAGAUAUUCCUGAUUUGUCAUUUUCAUUUGAAUCAACUAUUAAUAAGUCACUAAAAUCUGAUACUAGACCUUUAUCUCCUCCUAUUCAAAAACGUGAUACAAUGCAACGUGCUUUAACGCCAAUACCUCAAACCAGACCAAAAAGUCCCGAAUCUAUUUCCAUUAAAAGUUCUGAAACGGUUACUACUAAAGGACAAGGAUAUUCUGAAUUAGUUUUACCAGAAAUUAAACAAACGUCACCAAUGUGGGGUCCUGUACAUGAUAAUUCUUCACCACCAUCACCAAUUAAUUCAAUCACCAUUAGUGAUUCAUUGUAUUCUGUUCCAAAAUCAUCGAUUCCUGAAACUAGAUCGAUAACUUCAGCAUACUCAAAUAGAAGUAAUAUACCUGAAUUAUUACCAGAAUUAAAACCAACUUCAUCAAUGUGGGGUUCAAACAAACGUGAUACAUAUUCAAAAAAACAUGAUAAACAUGAUACAACUUAUUCAUUUAGUAGUUAUGCAUCAUCAUCUCCAGAACCAUUAUCCAAAGUUAAUUUAGAAAUUUGGCAAACUAUGGUAAAAACUACGGAUUAUGAAGAUGAUCAACAAACCACUCCAACUCAAAAAUAUCCACCAGUAUCAUCAUCACAAACUUCUGGAUAUUUAUUUUCUAUAGAUAAAAAUGAUGACUUAUUACCACAAGCUACUCCUAUAUCACCUUUAAAAUUUGAUUUACCUGAACUUGGAUUAUUAGAACCAUUACCAAAAGCUCAACAAUCUUUAACAAAUAAAGAACCUUCAUCAACUGCUCCAUUGAAACGUGAUUUACCUGAUCCAAUGUCAAGUACGUAUACAAUAUCAAAUUUUACAACAAAUACGUCAUUAUCUGAUGGUGAUAGAAAUAAUUGGGGUUUUUGGGGUGAUUCACCUCCAGAAUCACCUAAUAAAUUUAAAUUGGAUUUAGAUCGAUUUAAUGUUUAUUUAAGUAAAAAUGAUCUUGAUAGUAAAAAUAUUUCUACAGAAAUGAAAAAAGGAAAAGGAAAAAAGUAUAGUACAGUUUUAGAUAAAACAAAUAUUGAUCAUCAAGAUUUUUAUAAAAUUAAAAUUGGAUCAAAUAUUGGAGAUAAACAUAAAUCUUUACCAUUAGUUCAAGAUGAUUCAAUUUAUAUGAUUGAAAUGAAUGAAAAUCAUAUGAAAAGUGAUAAAAUGGAUCAAAAUGAACAACCUCAUGCUAUGACAAUAAAACUUCGAAAAUCUGGAAAUUUUCAAACUUAUCCAUUAUCAGAAGAUUUUAAAAUUGGUACAAAAAGACAAAAAUGUAAACCUAUAGAAAUUUUAAAAUUUCCUUAUAGUACUAUUAGACCUCAAAGAAAUACUUUAUCAACUUUUAAUACACUUAAAAAAAAUCCUUUUCUUAAAUCUAUUAAAAAAAAUUUUGGAGAUCGUAAUUUACCAGAAUAUAAUUUAUCAAAAAGUAAAAUUAUUAAUCCAUUUGAUGAAUCUGAAUCAAAUGAAUUAUUUAAAUCUGGUUCACCAUGGAUUCAUUUACCUCAUUUAGAUGAAUUUAUAAAAAGUUUACCUUUAACAGAAUUUUCAAAUCCAAAAGAUUUAAUGACUCAAGAUGAAUAUGAAAAAUUUAUGGCGAUAAGUAAAUUUGGAAAAUAUGCUGAUUCUUUAUUUCCACCAUUAAAUCAAAUUCCUGAUGAUAUUUCUUUAGAUGAUCUUAAAUCUAAUAUUACUAGUAAAAAAAAGUCAUCAUUAUCAAAUAAUUUAUUAUCUAAUGCUAUUGAUGAUGUUCUUAUAGUUGAAACUAUAGAAUAUGGAAAUUCUUUUACUAAAUUAGAAAUUUUAAUAGAUUUUAUACAAUUUUUGACACUUGCGUUAACUUUUGGAAAUACAGGAGUUGAAGGUUGGGUUAAAACUUUAUUAAAUACAAUACCAAAUUUUUUAAGUUUUAAUUUCGCUGAAGUUUUUGGAUAUGGUGUGAUAUUUUUAUUGGUAUUUUUUGUUAUUAUAAUUGGAGCUCUUUAUUGGUUUAGAAUUAUGACCAAGUGGGAUCCUAACGCUGACGUUGAGGGGUUUGAAUCAUUUCCUUGGAAUUUACGUCCUCAAACAAAACGUCGUCAUAAUAUGAUUAUAGUAUUCGCUUUAACAACUCUUUACCUACCAUUAUCAAAACUUUCAAUUGAUGCUUUAGUAUGGGAUAAUACAUUUUGGCCACCAUUAGAUCCAAAUAUUAGUGAUCCCCAAAAUUUUUGUUAUGUAACUAGUACGAGAAAAGGUGAUUUAAACUUUUCACCAGUGAUUAUAAUAAUCGCAUUAAUAAUUUUAGGUAUAUAUACAAUUUGGUUUCCUAUCGCUUUGAAAAGAUUAGUGGAUAAAAAUUAUCCUAGGAUUAAUAAAUAUAACGAAGCAGGAGAAAAGAUUACUGAUGAAGUUAAAGAGUAUUCAAAAAUAUUGGAGAAUGAUAAUUGUCCUUAUAAUUUUUUAUAUAAUGGAUAUCAUGAAAAAUGGGCAUCUUAUAAAACAUUUAUAAUGGCGAAUAAGUUUCUUAGUAUCUUAUUAGUUUCAACAAUAUCUAAAGAUAAUUGUAUAUUCAUUAAUUCAUCAAGAACUGGUAUCUCAUUAGUUCGUCAAUCAUUACAAAUUUUUUUAAUGUUAUUACUUUUAUUUAUUCAUUGGAGAAGUGAACCAUUUCUUUAUCCAUCACAAAAUAUUAGUGAAUAUUGGUCUCGAUCAGCUUAUGUUAUUGCAGCUAUUUUAGGAAUAUUUGUAGUAUUACAAAAAAGAUUAGAUUUUAGUAUUAAUAUAUAUUCACCUAAAUUAGAUUUUUCUAAACAUAUUAAAAGAAGAGUAUGGCAAGAAACUUGGACAUCAUUAAUUUUAACUUCAGAUCAACUUAAAAUUCCAUCAGGAAAAGUUAUAGCUUAUUCACAAUCACCACAUAGACCUCCUUAUUUAUUAAAUUUUUCAGGAAGUGUUGGUGAAAGACAUGUUGAAAAUUUAAAGAUUAUGAAACAAAUUGGAAUAAGAAAUUAUACAACUUCUUUGGCUCCUUUACCAAUUUCUUUGGAAAAAUUACGAUUAAAAAUAAUUAAUAACUUUGUUGGACCUGAUAUGUAUUAUGCACCAGAAUUUUUUAACAUCAAUAUAAAAACUUGUUUUGGUAAAGCAUAUGUAGUACCAUUUCCGUUUAAUGUUGUGAUAUGUUAUGAUGAGGAUGAAAGUGUAGUUGUUUUAACACAAGAAUGGGAAAUCCGACGGUAUGUCGAACAGAAUGAGAAUAAAGAAAUACAAAGAAGGAGAUUAGUUAGACAGAUGAUUAGAUCUUUAGAAGGAAAGAUUGUUGUCGGACCUUGCUGUGAAAAAGGUGAUAGAAUUGAAUCAGAAAUUCAAGAUAAGGAAUUCUUUGGCAUUUCAACAGGAUCAGAAGUUCAUUAUCAUCGUGGCCUUCUCCAAAUCCGACGUAACCAACGUUUAAAAUGGCGAGGUCAAAACAUGAAUUCCGGAUUUGAAGUUAGCAUUACUUAUUCGGAUAAAAUUCGAAAUGGUAAUUCAUCAUUUAGUGAAGGAACACCACUUCAUGAAGUAGCAGUUGGUCACAAUAUUAUUGGAAUCACAUCUGAUUUCCAAAUGACACCACGACUUGAAAGAUUAUUUACAGAUAAUUAUGAGACAUUAACUAAAGGACUUGAUCUGGUUCAAGCGAUGAUGCAACAAUACAGAGACUAUUAUAAAGAUGAAGCAAUUAAAAAGAUGGAAACUUUAUCAUAUGGAUUCUUUAUAAAUGUGUAUGAUAAUCCUUCGAUACCAUUAGAAUCAUUACCAGCGUUAUUGAUGACAACAGAAACAAAUGAAAAAGUUCGAGCAAUUCCAGAAACUGAAUAUCCAUCACUUAUUUAUUUAUAUGAAAGAAUGCGAAUAAUAAAUUUAUCAAGGGUUCAUCAAUGGUGGUAUUUAUUCUGGGAAGAUCUUUGGAGGAAAAAUCAUAAAGAAAUUGAAGAUUUGAGAAAAUAUCCACAAGAUUUUUCACCAGCUUAUAGAACUAGUUUAUGUUAUAGGCCAAUGAUAAGGUUAGAUUUAGAAGAAUUUUUACAGAAACGUGGUCUUUGGAAGAAUGAAGGACGUGAUGGAUUCUUACAUUCGGGAAUUUUAAAUAGGAUUUAUUUAUAUUUAAAUAAUGUUGUAUUUGGAAGGAACUCUAAAUCUAGACGAAAGAAUAACAAACCUGGUGCGGAAGAAAUGCAGAGAUCAUGGAGUAUAAUAAAAGGAAACACAGUUGAUAGUAACGAAUAUACGUUACGUGGAAAAGAUAAGAAAACUAUGAAGGAUCGAAUAUUGAUAAUGAAAGAUAUGAUGUUGAGACGGAAAACAAAUUUUCCUAGAGCUAGACCGUUCUUCGUGUUAAAAGAAGAGUACGUAGAUAUUGAUGAUCAUGAUAGUAAUAGUUCUAGCGAUGAUGAAACCUGCAUUAAUUUUUAA
This is a messenger RNA of Scutellospora calospora, 6297 nucleotides long. The record is from the annotation of a GenBank genome assembly. NCBI's taxonomy places the organism in Eukaryota, Fungi, Glomeromycota, Glomeromycetes, Diversisporales, Gigasporaceae.